AUGUCUCUGACCAGGACUGAGAGGACCAUCGUCGUGUCCCUGUGGAGCGAGAUCUCCACACAGGCGGACACCAUUGGCACAGAGACCCUGGAGAGGCUCUUCUCCUGCUACCCCCAGGCCAAGACCUACUUCCCGCACUUCGACCUGCACUCGGGCUCCGCGCAGCUGCGCGCGCACGGCUCCAAGGUGGUGGCCGCCGUGGGCGACGCGGUCAAGAGCAUUGACAACGUGACGAGCGCGCUGUCCAAGCUGAGCGAGCUGCACGCCUACGUGCUGCGCGUGGACCCGGUCAACUUCAAGUUCCUGUCCCACUGCCUGCUGGUCACGUUGGCCUCGCACUUCCCCGCCGACUUCACGGCCGACGCGCACGCCGCCUGGGACAAGUUCCUGUCCAUCGUGUCCGGCGUCCUGACGGAGAAGUACCGCUGA
Molecule: messenger RNA, 429 nt
Organism: Budorcas taxicolor (takin)
Lineage: Eukaryota; Metazoa; Chordata; Mammalia; Artiodactyla; Bovidae
Product: hemoglobin subunit zeta
Exons: 3
Coding region: 1-429 (142 amino acids)
Biological process (GO): oxygen transport; hydrogen peroxide catabolic process
Cellular component (GO): blood microparticle; hemoglobin complex; haptoglobin-hemoglobin complex
Molecular function (GO): organic acid binding; oxygen carrier activity; oxygen binding
Source: RefSeq, a predicted model, not a curated record